Molecule: messenger RNA, 1990 nt
Organism: Lotus japonicus
Lineage: Eukaryota; Viridiplantae; Streptophyta; Magnoliopsida; Fabales; Fabaceae
Product: transcription factor DICHOTOMA-like
Exons: 2
Coding region: 351-1463 (370 amino acids)
Biological process (GO): regulation of secondary shoot formation
Cellular component (GO): nucleus
Molecular function (GO): DNA-binding transcription factor activity; sequence-specific DNA binding
Source: RefSeq, a predicted model, not a curated record
CCGUAUGUCCCCUAUCUCUCUCUCCAGUUCCCACCUAAUCAGCACCGAUGUCUGUGGUCCAGUCCACCACACCCAGAUAGAUAUGGAGGUUUCUUACUGUGUAAACCCAACCCGAGUUCAAUCUCAUUGGCCUAAAUGAAAUCCUUCCUCUCAUCAGUUUCUUUCAAACCACUUUCCAACCUUUCUCCUUGGCUGUGUUAUACUUCUUCCUACUCAUCAUCAUCAUAACCAGUUCCUUUAAUUUCAUCUGACAACUGAAAGGUACUUUGAAUCUGAGAAAAAGAACCUAACCAUUUCAUCAUCACAAACAAGAACAUAGCUAGGGUUUUUGUCCACUGCAAAAUCUUCAGAUGUUCCCUAAUUCCAGUUACCCUUACCCUUAUUUUCCUUCUUCCUCAUCUUCUUCUCCUUCACCAUACCCUCCUUUCAAUUUCCUCAACCCUGGAAAUGCUUCAACAAACAACAUCUUCCUCCAUGACCCUCCUCCUCUUCCUUCUGUCCCCUACACAAACAACACCACCAACACUCACCACCACCAUGCCCCUCCAACCUGCUCAGAAACCUUCACCAAUUGGGCACUUGCAGAUGCAAUGCUCAAGCAAGAAAACCUCACUGGUGGGCCCCACCAUCACUACAACCUCUCCAACUUCCUCACCAGAAAACUACCAGCAGCAAAAAAACCAGCCAAGAAGGACAGGCACAGCAAGAUUCACACCUCUCAGGGCUUGAGGGACAGGAGGGUGAGGCUUUCAAUCGAGAUCGCGCGAAAGUUCUUCGAUCUUCAAGACAUGUUAGGGUUUGACAAAGCCAGCAAUACCCUCGAGUGGCUCUUCAGCAAAUCAAACAAAGCAAUUGAAGAGCUUUUCAGAAGCAAGCAUAGUGAUAAUAACAAUAGCACUGGUGCUUGUGCUGCUGAUGGUGAUGGUGAUGGUGAUGAUGACAGCUUCUCCUCUUCCUCUUCAGAAGAUGAAGUUGUUUCUGUGAAAAGGGCACAGAAAGAAAAAGAACCUUCUGGUGUUCAAGCAAAGAUGAAGGAAUCAAGGGAAAAAGCAAGGGCAAGAGCAAGGGAAAGGACUAGUAACAAGAUGUGCCCUGAAACUGAAAAUCCUCAAAUGCAGCUUCACCAAUUCAGUUCAGAGUUUCAGCCUCAUCAGGAACUGCAUAGAGAUGAUGAUUUCAAGGUUUUUGAGGAAUCCAUUGUGAUCAAGAGGAAGUUGAAGCAAUCAUUGAUGUCUUCUUCUCAUCAUCACCAGAACCAAAACAUUGGGAUCCCUAAGGAAGCAAGUUUCAACAACAACAACAAUAGUGAGUGUCCCUCUUCCUUCCCUAUGUCUCCAAAUUGGGAUGCUAGUGGUGCCACUCCACGCUCAAACAUUUGUGCAAUAGCCAGCGUGAAUCUCUCAACAGGGCUUCAAAUCUUUGGAAAAUCUUGGGAGGAGUGCACCAGUCCUCAUCUACACUAAAAUAUGUUAGUUUUCAUCAUAAUCUAUGAUCUGAGUGAAGUCUCAAGUACUUUGCCAAGGAAUUAUUAAUCAUGGAGGCAUCUUUCAAUUCUGUGACAUUUUCUCUGUGCCCGAUCUUUCUCUUUGGACGAUGUCUGUACUUAUCUUUUUGCUCAUGAUCAACCAGGGCCUGUGACAGUUGGCAAAACAAUUUAAAGGAUGCUAGCUGCGUGUAUUGUUUAUGACCAAUAUUUAAAGUGUGGCUCAUGUCAUAUAAAGGCCAACUAUGUUUAUCAAGAACUGUCCCCUUUCUACCAGAUUUCAAUAUUUACAUAUGUAAUUUUUGGUUUAUCAUCUCUUUAUUAUUAACUGAUGAUAUAUAUUCCAUGGUUGGAAACUUCUAAGCAGCUUUAUCCCCUUGGUUGAAAGAGGAGGUACACAAGAAAUUUCAGAUCUUUGAGCUUUUGCUUGCACCGGAGGUAUACAUGUUGGGUAUGAAUAUUAUAUAUGCUGAUUUACACAAUUAGUAAUCAUCCUUCAGGAAUUUU